Molecule: messenger RNA, 2238 nt
Organism: Penicillium crustosum
Lineage: Eukaryota; Fungi; Ascomycota; Eurotiomycetes; Eurotiales; Aspergillaceae
Product: WD40 repeat domain-containing protein
Exons: 2
Coding region: 1-2238 (745 amino acids)
Molecular function (GO): protein binding
Source: RefSeq, a predicted model, not a curated record
AUGGUCAUUCAGCACAUUCCUCGCACCGUCCAGUAUGGCUGCCAAUAUUGGGCUCUCCAUUUGAGAGACACGAACAUCUCCUCACCAGGAACGACUGAGGUAAUAAAGACCUUAAAAUUCAUCACUACCCAUCUUCUGCAUUGGAUUGAGGCCCUCGCUAUGAUUGGAAGAAUUGAUGACGCAGUUACUGGUAUUGUGAAUUUGAAGAUUGUCGCAUCAACUUCAGGGGAGCAGGAGUUCGAAAAAUUUGCCAACGAUGCCCAUCGCUUCAUCCUCUACCAUAGACAGGUCAUUGAGAAAGCACCCCUUCAAGUUUACUAUACGGCGUCUGUUUUCUCCCCAACGGAGAGUGUAGUGCGAAACACUUUUUUGGAGCACUAUCCGGCAUGGAUACGAAAGGCCCCCAACACGGGAAGCCAUUGGAGUGCAGAGGAGCAAAUUUUACAAUGUGGAUCAUCAGUCGUCAUGUCAGCAAUAUCCUUUGACGGCCAGAUGGCCGCUUGUGCGGCCAAAGAUACUAUCACUGUAUGGGAUGUCGUCACCGGAAAGUUAAAGCAUACAUUCACAUGGGAAUGUCCCAAUUUUGGUUUUGGCGGUUUUUUGAUCUUCUCUCCUGAUGGACAUGAGUUGACUGCUUUCAUUGCAUCCGAAACGCCAUCCAGAAGAAAGCGGGAAGUUUGGAGUCUCAUAACAGGAAAACAAAUUGCAGCGUUGAAGGAUAAUGGGUCCCAUUUGCCUUCAUUGUGUGACUUAAGCAGCUGGUCAUGGAAGCCUAGCUGUGGUGAUCGACAGGAGAGAGUUUCCUUCGAAGUUGGCAUCGACAAUUUGGAAUCGAAUUUGGAAUCGACUUGGAAUUUCGAUUGGGGAUUUGAUUUGGAAAUUGGUUUGGAACACACCAUAUCUGCCGAUGGCACAACAAUGGCUCUCUUUGAAAAUAGGUGUGUCCACAUUGGCAACACGCAAACAAGGCAAAUCAUCUGCACCUUGAACUGCUACUCGGUGAUAGAUGGAAUCGCGCUCUCGGCUACCAGGGCUGCCAUCUUACUAUACCAUGGUAUAAAGAUAUGGGACAUUGCCAAUAACUGCCCGGUUGAGGGUCAAAUCCGUGGGGAACAGGCUCCGAGGAAUUUCGCUUUAUCUUCCGAUGGAACAAGGCUAGCCUGCGCAUCUUCGAGGACGGUGGAGAUAUGGAACCUUGAUUUCAUGCGGAUAGAGCACGUCAUGGAAAUUCCACAUACGAAUAUAAUUUCGUCUAUUGCGUUAUUUCCUUGCGCAACAAAGGUUAUGGUUGGUUUGCAACAAUUCGGGGGGGCGCUAGUUUGGAACAUCCAACAGCGAAGUGUCUCGAGCGGGUCGAGCGCGUCUGAUGCUCCUGCCUCGAAGGAUCCGUUCUUCCUCAGCAAAGAUGGAAUCAAACUGGCUAUCGGGCAAAUUGGAUCCAGGAAAUACUGGGAUCUUAUCAAAGAUGAGCUUAUCUUGGAGCCCCAAGCUCUGCUACAGGAUGGAGCCAUGUCGUUCGAUGGGUUCGAUGGGGAAAAGAAUCACGAUGAAACAGAAGAGUGGAGGCAACGUCACCUAGGCGAAAAGUACAAAUACAAAGCACUGCGCUUUUCUUCCGACAAAACUCGUAUCUUGAUUUUUUCAUUCGAGAGUCACAGUUACGGCUUCGAAGUUAUGUCCACGGUGAAUGCACGGUGUGAGUUCGCAAGACAUCGGCCUUGCGUGAACGCGAAGAUUUGCAACGCAUGUUUGUCUCAUAAUUCGACAAAGGUGGCACUGAGGUUUCCGAAUAGGAUCGAGGUGUGGGACAUGAAUAGUGAGGACAGGAAAGAAUUCAAGGGCCAUAAAGCCAGUCCAGUAUGCAUGGCGUUUUCACCCAAAGACACAAGAAUAGCAAUCGGCUGGGAAGACAACAUCGUUUCGAUCUAUAACAUCGCCACUGGUGAGACUGAGCAAAAACUACAAGCUUCACCCGCACUGGUCUUUAGCCUCCGUUUCUCCCCUGAUGACUUGUUGGUCGAGGAGCCUUUAUAUACCGUUGACCGCUCUGUUGAGUGGAUCACUCACAACCAGAAAAGGGUUCUGGCUCUUCCUAGUAAUCUCCAUGGACAGCUAGUUUAUGCGAGGCAGCAUUCUCCCUACCUUGUUGAACAUCGGGCUAAUUCUUUGGCCUAUCGCACUGAAAGUGGCCGCCUUGCGGCUUUCGUUUUCGAACACGCGAUAGAAAUCGCGAUUUGA